Messenger RNA from Moesziomyces antarcticus, 1482 nucleotides. RefSeq names its product s-adenosyl-L-methionine-dependent methyltransferase. Lineage: Eukaryota; Fungi; Basidiomycota; Ustilaginomycetes; Ustilaginales; Ustilaginaceae. The record is from RefSeq and is a predicted model, not a curated record. Bases 1 to 1482 code for a protein of 493 amino acids. The transcript has a single exon.
AUGACUGCGUUGGAAGAUAUGAUGAGGCAGGUCAACCCGACCAGCUGCCUGCCGCGCAUCAAUCAAGAGCCGACCGCAGACGACCUCAUGCGUGCAUUGGCGCACCUCGCCGACCUUUACUCGCCGCGCUCGCUGACCACGAGAGAAAAGACAUGGAUUGUCUCCGUCGAAGAACGAUAUCCAGAUGCCAUCGAUACCGCGCAGUACUCCGAUGCGCUCGACUCGGUGCGCGUCGACGAGAACGAGAAGCGGUAUGCGAUGAGCUGGCUCACGCGCCUCAUCGGCUCUGGGCUCUACUGGGUGGACGCCGAGGCGGAAGGGGUGACGGCCGACGAGCUGGUGGAUCUGGCCGGGCGCAUUCUGGGUGGUCAUGCGAGCAUCGAAGAAGCCGGCGCCAUCACGCGCGAGUUCAUCUUUCCGUUGGCAGCACCAGUGCGUGUGCCCGACAUCGAUGCAUCGGCACAUCAAGGCGCAAGCGCUUCCGACCCCAUCACGAUUACGCUUCGGGACGAUCCACUGCCACCUUCAGACAAGCAUUCGGAAGCGAGUACGACCUCGGGCGCGGGCGCUAGUCAGGAUGCGGCUGCAGCUGUGGGCGUCCAGACGUGGGGCGCGGCCAUCGUCGUGAGCGAUGUGCUCGUUCGAUAUCCCACCUUGUUUCACUCCGCUCUCGGAACGCCUACCGAGACACCGCUGCGAAUCGCUGAGCUUGGUGCAGGCACGGGACUGCUCGGCAUGGUGGCGGCAAGAUUGCUCCAACAACGCGGCACGCCAGCUGAGGUGGUGCUGACGGACUACCACCUGCAAGUGCUUAAGAACCUCGAACACAAUGUUCAAGAGAACUUUAGCUUGUCCUCCGAUGCAAAUGGCGGUGUUUCGGUCGACGUGGAGCAUCUGGACUGGCUUGAGGUGCAUCGCAGCAUGCAGCAAGGUCAUGCUCAAGUAGACGAUGCCGAUGCAGACAAGUACGAUCYGCUGCUGCUGGCCGAUGUGAUUUACGCACCCGAGCACGCGCACUGGAUCCGCUCGACGAUCGAGAAGCUACUCCGCAAGCCCUCACCCGACCGUCCGGACGAAGCGAGUGCGCGCGCACACAUCAUAAUGGCGGUUCGUGCAUCCGGCAAGUUCGAAGGGCUGUUCAAGACGGUGGAUGAAGCAUUCCAGCCGCGCUCCGGCUUCGGCAGUGUGCCUUCGCUGAGUGGUUCGAGCAGUGCAACGCCGUUGGAUACGCUGCCAGGUACGCCAGCCCUGGUGUCCGAGACGAGCGCUGUGGAUGUGCACAAGACCAACUCGAAGCACAGCGACCUUCUGCGCUCGCGUAUGGGUGCCCUCUCUCACCAGGCUGGAUUCUCGCAAGCCUCUCCCGAACUUGCUAUCGUGACUCGACGCAGGCUCGACAAGCGCGCCAACGUAGGCCGCAACGACGAGCAAGAGUACCUCUGGUUCGAGAUCGGCUGGACUUCUCCCAUGCUUGCCGCAUGA